CUAAGGAACUUAUGAAGUUUCCCAUUUUUGUACUCCUGUUCCCAGUGCUUCUGCUGCUGCUACAGCCUCGCCUUACCUACUCCGCCUUGCAUGGAAACGAGACCGAUCGCAUGGCACUGCUUGAUUUCAAGCAAGCCUGUGGUGAUCCACAUGGAUCUUUGGCCUCCUGGAAUGCAAGUAUCCACUUCUGCUCUUGGAAAGGUGUCUCAUGCAGCCUGAAGCAUUCCCAACGCGUCUCUUUGCUCAACCUCACUGAUCAAGGCUUGGUGGGCUACAUAACGUCUUCUCUUGGAAAUCUUACACAUCUCCGAGAACUGCACCUGCCAACUAAUAGCUUUGGUGGUGAGAUCCCAGCUUCCAUUGGUCGUCUGCGCCGGCUGAAGGUGCUCUCCUUGAGCAAUAACUCACUGCAAGGAUGGGUUCCUGAUGAGCUCUCUAAUUGUUCCCACCUCCAGAUCUUACAGUUGUCCUCCAACCAGCUAAUAGGAGGGAUUCCUCGUGACAUUGGUUACCUUUUGAAACUUGUGAUUCUUGGUCUGUCGGAAAAUAACCUUGCUGGAACAAUUCCACUUUCAGUUGGUAACAUUACAGCUCUCCGUGUAGUUUCCCUUUCGGAGAACUACCUUCAGGGGAGUAUCCCUGAGGAACUUGGGCAGUUGUCUGGGAUGUCAUACUUGGCACUGGGUGCCAAUUUGCUGUCAGGAAGAGUACCGCCGACAUUGUUCAAUCUGUCUUCUCUCGGUGUGCUCGGACUGGAGCUGAACCAUCUUAACAAGGCGGUGUUACCUUCUGACUUUGGCAGCCACCUUCCCAGUCUUCAGCACCUCGGGUUGGAUUCAAACCAUUUUGAAGGACCUAUCCCAUCUUCUCUAGCGAAUGCUUCAAUGCUCAUUGAUGUUAGUCUGUCCCGCAACCAUUUCAGUGGUCAUGUGCCUAGGUCUCUAGGUAAUUUGCAAGAGCUCACCUUCCUGAAUCUUGAAUCGAACAAUCUCGAAUCAGCAGCUAAUAAGGAGAACUGGGAGUUUAUCGAUUCACUGACCAACUGCAGCAAGCUUCAAGUGAUUGGACUGGGUGAGAAUAACCUGGGGGGAGUUGUGCCAAACUCCAUAGGGAACUUCUCUCAACUUCAAAUACUGUUUCUUGGCACAAAUCGGUUGUCUGGGAAGUUUCCAUCAGGCAUCUCAAACCUCCAGUCCUUGAUUGGCUUAUCACUUGAAAACAACCAGUACACAGGAGUGAUUCCCGAAUGGAUUGGAAAUCUUGGGAAUUUGCAGGCGUUAUACCUGGAAGGAAACAGCUUCACCGGGCCUAUCCCGCAUUCAAUUGGUAAUCUUUCUCAGUUGUCGUAUCUCUAUCUGCAAGAUAAUAAGAUUGAUGGGCUAAUUCCCCCCAGCCUGGGCAACAUGAAGAACCUCCUAAGAUUGAACAUCACUAACAAUAGUCUCCUGGGCAGUGUGCCGGUGCAGAUAUUCAGUCUUCCCUCACUUAUAAAUUGCCAAUUGUCCUUCAACAAACUUAAUGGCAUAUUGCCUCGAGAAGUUGGCAAUGCCAAACAACUCAUGGAGCUGCAUCUUUCAUCCAACAAGCUAUCUGGAGAAAUCCCACACACUCUGGGUAAUUGCCGUGGCUUGGAAAUUGUCCAGUUGUCUCACAACUUCCUUGUUGGUAACAUUCCAGUAUCCUUGGGCAGGCUGGAGAGCUUGAAAGUAUUGAAUCUUUCUCACAACAACUUAUCAGGAUCCAUUCCCAAAUCUUUGGAUGGUCUGAAUUUGCUCAGACAAGCAGAUCUUUCAUAUAAUCAUCUUGUAGGUGAGGUCCCAACAAAAGGUGUGUUCCUAAAUGCAUCUGCCCUCAUGCUUGAAGGGAACACAGGGCUGUGUGGUGGUGUUCCUGAACUCCACAUGCCUGCAUGCUCUGUUGGAUCAAGAGAGUCAACAAGGCGAAGGCAGUCUCGCAUGGUCAUAACAAUAACCACUAUAGCAAUCACAGUAAUAACUUUACUUGUGAUACUGAUCAUACUUACUUUCAUGUUUCGGAAGAACAAGUUGAAACAUGCAUCUGUGACUCUACCUUCAUUUGGUGCAAAGAUCCCGAAAGUUACUUACAAGGAUCUAGCCGAAGCGACAGAUCAAUUCUCAUCAUCCAAUUUAAUUGGUGGAGGAAGAUAUGGUUCUGUCUACAAAGCAAGGUUACAUGGAGAGGCUAAUUUGGUAGCUGUGAAAGUUUUUGACAUGGCAACGAGAGGCGCAACUAGAAGUUUCAUUGCAGAAUGUGAAGCUCUGAGAAGUUUAAGGCAUCGUAAUCUUGUUCCUAUCCUAACAGCCUGCUCUAGUAUUGACUCUAGAGGAAAUGAUUUCAAAGCUUUGGUUUACGAGUUCAUGCCUAAUGGUAGCCUUGACUCAUUGCUUCACCCGAAGGAAGAUGGUAUGCCUGCUCCAUGUUAUCUUACUCUCAUUCAAAGGUUGAGUAUUGCUCUCGACAUCGCAAAUGCACUGGAGUAUCUUCACCACAAUAGCCAGAGGCCAAUUCUUCACUCUGAUCUGAAGCCUAGCAACAUCCUUCUUGCCGAUGAUAUGAGCGCUCGCAUAUGUGACUUUGGCCUCGCAAGAUUCUGUGACAGGGCAAGAUCAACUAGCACGGUUGCAGUAAAGGGAACCAUUGGCUACAUUGCACCAGAGUAUGCAACUGAUGGACAAGUCAUGGCCUCCGGUGAUGUGUACAGCUUUGGAGUCAUCCUAAUGGAGAUGCUCAUUGGGAGGAGGCCUACUGAUGACGUGUUCAGAGAUGGCCUGACCAUCGUUAGCUUUGUUGACAUGAGCUUCCCUGACAGGAUACAAGAAAUUCUCGAUGCCCAGCUGCAGGAAGAAAUCAGGGACUUUGAAGUUCACAGCGGGAGCAUGGCGAUGAUCAUCGAGUGCGUGCAAUCCGUGCUGAGGAUUGGGCUGUCCUGCACAUUCCAGUCGCCGAAUGAGAGGCUGAACAUGAGAGAAGUGGCCAUGAAGUUGCAGGCCAUCAGGAAGUCCUAUGUUGGAGAUUUAGCUCUUUAAGUGGCUGUCUGUUAGUAUGAUCUGAAUAAUCUUGAGUUUGUACUUCAUCCAAGAACUUGUGUGCGUCAUAAUGUAGACGUGCAUGUAAAAAAUUGUGCAAAAAUAUGAUUAUAUGUGCACUGUAAAAAUAUAUUAAAAAGUACAAUUAUAUUACAAAAGCUUAGCCAAUCCUUUGACCUUUUUAUAAAGCGC
Messenger RNA from Lolium perenne, 3239 nucleotides. RefSeq lists its product as uncharacterized. Lineage: Eukaryota; Viridiplantae; Streptophyta; Magnoliopsida; Poales; Poaceae. The record is from RefSeq and is a predicted model, not a curated record. Gene Ontology annotation, biological process: protein phosphorylation. Gene Ontology annotation, molecular function: ATP binding; protein binding; protein kinase activity.